Molecule: messenger RNA, 2715 nt
Organism: Hemisphaericaspora subhashii
Lineage: Eukaryota; Fungi; Ascomycota; Pichiomycetes; Serinales; Debaryomycetaceae
Exons: 1
Coding region: 1-2715 (904 amino acids)
Biological process (GO): proteolysis; peptide catabolic process
Cellular component (GO): cytoplasm
Molecular function (GO): metalloaminopeptidase activity; peptide binding; zinc ion binding
Source: RefSeq, a predicted model, not a curated record
AUGGCUGACAACAGUUCCAUUCCGUUGUCUAUAUCCAAUGAAGUAAUUCCCAUUCAUUAUCAUUACAAAUUAAAUAUAAAUCAUUUGAAACCGAAUUUUUCUGGAGAAGCAAUAAUCAAACUUUCAAAGAAUUGCAACAAGAAUGCUAGUGAAGAACCACAAGGUGUUGCUACCUUUGGAUUUUCAUUAACUUUGCAUGCUUCCAGAUUAAUCAUUACCAAAGCGACCAUUGGAGACGUCCCAUUGAAAGUCACUUAUGAUAAACCCAAUCAAAGAAUAACAUUUUCUUCCCCAGAAGAUGCAGUCAUCGAUUCAACUUUGGAUGAUUUGUAUAUUAAAUAUAUGGGACAAAUCAAAACAAUUGGAACAUUUAAAGAUAAUACUCUGGGUUUAUUCAAGACAAAUUACUUAGAUUCUAUUUCAGGUAAAGCAAACAACUACAUUUUGGCAACACAUUUCCAACCUCAUUUCGCCAAGGAAGUUUUCCCGAUCAUUGAUGAAUUGACCCAUAAACCAACCAUUGCGUUGGAUAUCACUACCAACACUAAAUUUAAAGUAAUGACUAAUGGAAGGUUAGUUAGUUCAGAAUAUGUUGAUGAAAAUACUUUGUCUAAAUUUGAAUAUGACUUACCUAUAACCCCAGCAGUUAUGGGAUUUGUAAUUGGUGAUUUCGAAUAUAUUCAAAGUGAAUUAUUAUCUAAUGUUAGAAUUUAUACAUCAAUUGGUGAAAGUAAGUAUGCUAGAUUUGCAUUAUCUAUAAUUGAAAAAUACUUGCCGAUUUUAGAAUCGAAAUUUGGUCAUAAAUAUCCAUUAUCCAAACUUGAUUUUGUAACAUUACCAUUUUUAAACGAUGGUGCCAUGGAAAAUUGGGGAUUGGUAACCGUUCUUGGUUCUAGCUUGUUGAUCGAUGAAGCUUCGGCAUCACAACCAGAAAAGAAUCAAGUUGUUGAGUUAGUAGUUCAUGAAUUAGUUCAUCAAUGGAUUGGGAACUGGGUGUCAUUUGAUAAUUGGAAUUUACUCUGGUUUAAUGAAUCAUUUGCUACUUGGUUAGCCAAGACUCUUAUAUCAAAUGAUGUUUCAUAUGAGGAAUUAUUAGAUAGAGAUUGUUUCUAUGUUGAUGAAAAGUAUAGUAUUGGAAGUAUACAAGAACAUAUGCUGACAGUAUAUACUGGAUUAAAUGCCACAACCUCGACUAUUUUUGAUACCAAUAUGUAUGAAAAAGGGAUUGUUUUACUUAAUAUGAUUCAUCAUGUUUUCAAAAGUGAAAAUAAAGAUUUGGUUUCAUCAAUGACUAAGGUAAUUCUGCAACAUCAAAAUAAAUCAAUUAAAUUAUUCGAUAUUUGGCAAGUUUUAAAUGAAGAGAUAAGUAUCGAUUUACCAAGUUUUGUUUAUUCCUGGUCUAGAGCCCAUGGGUUCCCGUUGGUUCAAGUAACUAGUAAUGAAGAUGGAAGCAAGAUUCAUAUUGAACAACAUGCAUAUCUCUACAAUUUAACCGCAGAACAAGUUGGUCUUGAAGAUAUUCCUUAUCAUAUCCCACUUUUAAUUGAUGUUGUUAAAGAUAAUGGGGAAAGAAAACUAUUGAAUAUCGUAUUGACUGAUCGCUCUAUGGAGUUGGAUAUUCCAAUUGAACAAUUUGUUGCAAUUAACACUGGUCGCGGUGGGUAUUAUAGAGUUUUGUAUGACAGGUUAUCUAAUAUUCAUUUGAUGGAACCUGAUACUAUUAUCGGUGUAUUGAAUGAUUUGGGUAAGAUUUUGGGUACUUCCAAUUCCACCAGCAACGAUUUAAUUAAUUUCAUUCAAUUUAUUGAAACAUUUACUAAAAAGAUCUGGAAAUGGGAUUGGCAAGUUAUAUUAAUUGCCGUUGGAUAUUUGGAAUCAAUUAAUCAUAAUUUAUUACAUUUUACGGAAUGUGAUGCGUUUUCAAAAUGGUUACAAGGAUAUUCUGAAAAAUUAUUCAAUAGAGUUAAUUGGAACAAGACUUAUUCAAUUGAUUAUGACCCAAUUGAAAUCCAAGCUCGUGCUUCUAUACUCCAAUUAAAUCUUCAUAACAAACAUGCUUACGAUAUUGCUCAUAAAUUAUAUAUCCAAUUCCUUAAUUCAGGGAUAAACAAAUCCUUUACUCCUAAAGAAUUGAUUCCUGCUUUGUUUAAUGUUAUGAUGACUCAAGCUUCCAUGAAAGAAUAUAAACAAGUCCUUGCCUUUGUCAAAAACGCCAAUUCAUCAAUCUUGAAUCAAACCAAUUUAUCUGAAAAUGAAUUGCAAACAAUUGCUGUGUCAUCCUUAUCAUUCCCGAAUAAUUCCCAAUUUCUUCAUAAAACUUUAAACUUCAUCCUGAAUAAUAUUGAUUCCAAAUUGAUUGAAUUGGGAUUAAUUGGUUUCACGUAUUCAAUGAACGUGGAACAUAUUCAUCAAUUGUAUGUUUGGUUCAAUCUAAAUUAUGAUAAUUGGAUUUUGCGUUCUCUCAGAAAGGGUUCUGAUUGGUCUAAACAGAUUGGAGUUACUGCUAAGAAUAUAACCAAAUUAGUAUUAGAGUUAAUGAACCGUUCUCCAGAUUUAAUCCAAUUGAAACAAGAAUUUGUAGCUAAAAAAAUAUUGAAGUUGCCUGAACAUGGUUUGAAGAAAUUGAAUGAAGAAAUAGAAGUAGAAAAUGAAAGUAAACUUGUAGUUGCUAAGUUUUAUCCUGAUUUAGAGAAAUGGUUAGUUAAUAGAAUUUAA